Molecule: messenger RNA, 1341 nt
Organism: Gregarina niphandrodes
Lineage: Eukaryota; Apicomplexa; Conoidasida; Eugregarinorida; Gregarinidae
Product: putative transmembrane protein
Exons: 1
Coding region: 1-1341 (446 amino acids)
Source: RefSeq, a predicted model, not a curated record
AUGGAGGGGCCUCUGGCGGGAACUGGCGGUAAGGUGCGCACCAUUGGUACGAUGGCAACAAGCAACGGGGGGCACACCCCCGUGGUUCAACUGAGUGACACGUCAGCCGGAGACACGCCAGCGGGAGACACGCCAGCGGGAGACACGUCAGUGGGAGACACGUCACUGGGAGACACGUCAGUGGGUCAAGUAGACAGGCAAGCAGCAAACCAGGAGGCUCCCGGAUUGGCAGUGGGGAGCGCGCCGGUGAUCAAAGUCGCGUCGUCGACGCCGAAGGAGACGCUGACGGGGGAUCCGUUGGUGCUGUACCAAGUAUACAGCGGGUCGAGUCCUGGGUUUAAUUUGACGGAGACGUCGGGGUCCUCGGUUGUCAUUCCCUCUUGGGUGGGUGCAGUAGGGAGCUCGACGGAGUGUGCUGCGACGAAGCCGAAUCCGGUUUUCACUUUGCACGGUGGAAACCCCUCAUGGGUGACUGUGGCGGAGACGGAGUCGGUGCCCGGUUAUCCACUGGCGUUGCUCUCAUUAGCUCAAGGCAACUACGCGCUAGUCCAGGAAAGUUUCCCUGUUGCUGCACACUCCAGCUCGGUUACGACUAACGCGUGGACGACCACUUCUAUGAGUGCUGACACCAUCGGGCGUCUCUAUAACGGCACUAGCAUCCUUGUUGGCGGCAGUCUCGGCGCUUCUAAUCAGCAUGCGUUUCAGUACUUCGUCUCCGACUCCAAGCUUUGGGUCUAUGUCAGUGGCGACGACGCCGGAACGGCGACCAAGAAAGACGUGCACAUGGCCGUAUUGCCGGUAGGGACCUUGGCGCUCAAGUUAGGUGUUUAUUUGAAUGUAGCUUUAGUCGAGCACGACGGGUCUAAAUUCGCUUACGACCUGGAGGGAGCAUCCUGUGGUCAGAUGGCAACAUUCUUGAGCCUGGCCUGGACAGGGGCGACCAAACCCGAGGAGGGGUUGGACUGUACCGUGACGGCACCGGCCUUCAGUGAACGCAUUUACGUCGUUGCGCCUGAGGAGUGUGCCGCGUCGACCAAACUGGCACUCGCCGUAUUCACUUUCUCAAACUGCGACGCCGUGACGAAGGAACAAAUUAUCGAUCUCACAAGCAGCCAAGAUGCCCCUCUCGACCCAGACCCAUCACACCUCGGUUGGGUCGUACCCGUCAUCAUUAGCCUCGUACUCGUAGGCCUACUCGCCACCGGAUAUCUCAUGUUCAAACGUUUUCGAAUUCAGUCCGCCGAAGCUGACGCCGCGGCCGCCGCUGCCAACGCAUCUGGCAAUCGCGGCAGCGUGCCCGUUUACGAACGACCAUCUUCUCAACUUGCCAAUGUCAACUAG